This is a messenger RNA of Tigriopus californicus, 1981 nucleotides long. RefSeq names its product acyl-CoA dehydrogenase family member 11-like. The transcript has a single exon. NCBI's taxonomy places the organism in Eukaryota, Metazoa, Arthropoda, Copepoda, Harpacticoida, Harpacticidae. The record is from RefSeq and is a predicted model, not a curated record. Gene Ontology annotation, molecular function: oxidoreductase activity, acting on the CH-CH group of donors. The coding region runs from base 77 to 1948 and encodes 623 amino acids.
GUAAACAAAGUGAAGCCAGACUCAAAUAUUUCAGGUCUUGUAGUGGGGUUCCAAAUACUGAUUUCAGAGUGAGAGGAUGUAUCUUCGGGGUGCCUUGGGCAUUCCGUAUCCAGUUCGAUGGAAAUCCAGCGCCCCGCCCGCCACCACGCCCUGGCCUAAACCCGCCCUGGCGGCCCGGUCCAUCGAGCGGUUACCUUACGCUAAAGCGCGCACCGGGAUAUUCGUGCAAGAAGAGCCAGAUUGGCCCAACGCGUACACGUCCAAUCCAUUCGUCCGGCGGAACUUGGCCCGCUUGUGUCCUCCCCCGGUCCUUGAGAGCAUUGAACCGGACCUGGAAGGCUUUGGCCAACGGGUGAGCACGGACAUCUGGAGCUUGGGACGCGAAUGCGAGGACAAUCCGCCCUAUUUGAAGCAAACCAAUGCUUGGGGUCGAAGAGUCGAUGAGAUCGUCACUUGUCCGGCUUGGCGGGCACAGAAGGCCAUUGCCGCCCAAGAAGGUCUCGUGGCCAUUGCGUAUGAACGGAACCAAGCCGAGUAUAGUCGGAUUUACCAAGCGGUGAAGCUGUUCAUGUAUGGCCCGGCAUCCGGUUUGUAUUGUUGUCCCCUAGCCAUGACCGAUGGAGCGGCCCAGACCCUCCAAGCCCAUCAGGUGGAUCUGCCCGAAGCCUGGGCUCACUUGACCUCGAGGGACCCCGCCCAAUUUUGGACAUCGGGCCAAUGGAUGACGGAGAAGCGGGGUGGGUCGGAUGUGGCCCAUGGGACCGAAACCCUAGCCGUGCCCACGGAUCAGCCUGGGUUGUUCCAUCUUCACGGUUACAAGUGGUUCUCCUCAGCCACGGAUGCGGAUAUGACGUUGGCUCUGGCCCGAAUUGUGGACGGGCAAGGUCAGAGCGUGGCGGGUAAUAAAGGUAUCAGUAUGUUCUUCGUCAAGGUCAGAGACGCCCAAGGCCGGUUGAAUGGCAUCGAGGUGUGUAAAUUGAAGAAUAAGUUGGGCACGCGCCAACUGCCCACGGCCGAGUUGUUGUUGGACGGAACCGUGGCGGAAUUGGUGUCCAGUCCGGGUCGCGGCAUUCCCAGUAUCGCCAGUAUGCUCACCAUAACCCGCCUGCAUAACAUCUUGAAUAGUGUGAGUUACCCGCGACGAAUGAUCACCUUGGCGCGGGAUUAUGCCAUGAAAAGAACGGCCUUUGGCCAACCCAUAGCCCAGAAAGUGCUACACGCCCAGACUUUGGCUCGCAUGGAGGUCGAGAUCCGAGGGUGUGAGUGUUUGAUGUUGGACAUUGCUCGAAUGAUUGGUCUGGAUGAUGUUCAUCAUAUUUCUGACCAGGAUAGCCUCAUUCUCCGGAUCAUGACUCCAGUCGCCAAACUGUACACCGCCAAGCAGAGCGUGGCGCUCAACUCGGAGGGCCUGGAAUGCUUUGGUGGACAAGGAUAUAUUGAAGACACGGGUUUGCCCGGAAUGCUUCGGGAUUCGCAAGUGCUACCCAUUUGGGAAGGUACCUCCAACGUGAUGAGUUUGGACGUCAUCCGCGCCCUGAUCAAGACUAACGGUGAGGCGCUUCAGGCUUUCGAGGCCCGAGUUUCAGCCGUGGCUGGUUUGGCCUCCAAGUCCAAUCUCGGCACGAUCCAGGAGUCGGCGGAAGCCAUCCGAAAAUCGGCGAGAGCUAUCUUGCACUUUGCCACUGAGCGGCCGGAUCAGUUGGAAAAGGCUUCACGAGAUCUGAGUGUAAGCUUGGCUCACACUUACAUUGCCACGUUAUUGACUGAACACGCGCUCAGUGAAUUUGCUUCGGAAUCCGAUGUUGUGACUCUGAGACAUUGGCUUCAACGAGAUUUGUCCCCGGUGAGCACAAAGUUCAGUCAAGGAGUGUAUGAAGAUGACGUGAAAAGUUAUCAGUCUCUGGUUUUUGAUGGAUAUAACCCCAAUGAGUUAUUUCUGAAAGCAUGAAAUAUUAAUAUAUUUUUAUUCGUUAUAAAUGUC